AUGAAGCGUUAUGCCAAGCGUUACGUCACCAAGCGUUAUGGUACCAAGCGUUAUGUCACCAGCGUUAUGGUACCAAGCGUUACGUCACCAAGCGUUAUGGUACCAAGCGUUACGUCACCAAGCGUUAUGGUACCAAGCGUUAUGUACCAAGCGUUAUGGUACCAAGCGUUACGUCACCAAGCGUUAUGGUACCAAGCGUUAUGGUACCGUGGUACCAAGCGUUACGUCACCAAGCGUUAUGUCACCAAGCGUUAUGGCACCAAGCGUUAUGGUACCAAGCGUUACGUCACCAAGCGUUAUGGUACCAAGCGUUAUGUCACCAAGCGUUAUGUCACCAAGCGUUACGUCACCAAGCGUUAUGGCACCGCGUUAUGGCACCAAGCGUUACGUCACCAGCGUUAUGGCACCAAGCGUUAUGGUACCAAGCGUUACGUCACCAAGCGUUAUGGUACCAAGCGUUAUGUCACCAAGCGUUAUGUCACCAGCCGUUAUGUCACCAAGCGUUAUGGCACCAAGCGUUAUGUCACCAAGCGUUAUGUCACCAAGCGUUAUGGUACCAAGCGUUAUGUCACCAAGCGUUAUGUCACCAAGCGUUAUGGACCAUGGGAGUGUGAAAUUUUACCGCUGAAGACUGUGUGGAUUAUGAGAGUCUAG
Molecule: messenger RNA, 654 nt
Organism: Homarus americanus (American lobster)
Lineage: Eukaryota; Metazoa; Arthropoda; Malacostraca; Decapoda; Nephropidae
Exons: 3
Coding region: 1-654 (217 amino acids)
Source: RefSeq, a predicted model, not a curated record